AUGGUCAGUUUUGUGACUGCAGUGGAACCUCCUUCACAUUCUCAAGUUAUUCAGGUUUCCAUGGCCCAGCUCAGUGGCUUCGGAGGAUUUAAGUUUUUUGUGGUAGUCUUAGUAGUACUCAUAAUACUGUUGAUCCUUGUGUUUCUGUGUCGGAAGCGUAUCAAACCGGCAUUGCAGGCAAAGCCAAAACCUCCGAUGGAGGUAAUGAAGAUAAUAGCUUCUUCAAAGAAGCAGCAAGGAUCAGCAGACUUUUUUAGUGGCAGCGUUCAGGAAAUGAGUUAUUUUGACUAUCAGACCCUGAAGAAGGCAACAAUGAAUUUUAAUCCUGAUAAUCUUCUUGGAAGUGGUGGAUAUGGUCCUGUCUUUAGGGGGAAGUUGGCAGAUGGAAGGCUAAUUGCAGCGAAGACAUUGAAUCUGAACAAAGCACAACAAGGAGAAAAACAAUUUCUGGCAGAAGUGAGACUCAUUACAAGCAUCCAACACAAAAAUCUUGUUCGUCUCCUAGGAUGCUGCAUUGAUGGGCCUCAAAGAAUCCUUGUGUAUGAAUACAUGAAGAACAGAAGUUUGGACCUCAUAAUCAAUGCAGACAAUAAUCAGUUUCUGGAUUGGAGCACUAGGUUCCAAAUCAUCCUUGGAAUUGCACGGGCAUUACAAUACCUGCACGAGGAUUCACACAUGAGAAUCGUUCACAGAGAUAUCAAAGCAAGCAAUAUUCUCCUUGAUGACAAGUUUCACCCCAAGAUCGGAGACUUUGGACUGGCUAGGUUCUUCCCCGAAGACCAAGAUUGCCUCAGUACUCAGUUUGCUGGAACAUUAGGUUAUACGGCUCCUGAAUAUGCUACUAGAGGGGAACUAUCAGAAAAGGUAGACAUAUACAGUUUUGGAGUUCUAUUGCUUGAAAUUAUCAGUUGCAGAAAGAACACAGAUUUUACUCUACCGUCAGAAAUGCAGUACCUUCCUGAAUACGCAUGGAAGCUUUAUGAGAAAUCGAUGCUGAUGGAUCUGGUAGAUCCGAAACUGCGAGCGCACGGUUUUGCAGAGAAGGAUGUAAUGCAAGCAAUUCAUGUGGCAUUGUUGUGUCUUCAAUCUAGUGCAAAUCUGAGGCCUCCCAUGUCAGAAAUUGUAGCAUUGUUAACCUUCAAAAUUGAAAUGGUCACGACUCCAAUGAGACCGAUAUUCCUUGAUCGAAGGCAUAAAAUGGCUGCUGAUGAUUAUGAUGACGAUGAUGAUGAUGAUUAUGAGAAUUAA
Neltuma alba is the source of this 1248-nucleotide messenger RNA. Its product is annotated as probable LRR receptor-like serine/threonine-protein kinase At1g56130. Gene Ontology annotation, biological process: protein phosphorylation. Gene Ontology annotation, molecular function: ATP binding; protein kinase activity. The record is from RefSeq and is a predicted model, not a curated record. Bases 1 to 1248 code for a protein of 415 amino acids. The transcript has 7 exons. NCBI's taxonomy places the organism in Eukaryota, Viridiplantae, Streptophyta, Magnoliopsida, Fabales, Fabaceae.